AUGACAACUUUAUGGCACGAUCCAGGUAUGAGAGCUUCAAUGACAAUCAAUGGUUACAAACAAAGUCAUAUGCCACUUGUUUAUCUUGGAAAUGAAACAAAUCUCAAAGAAAAUAGAGAUUUCUUGAAAAAAUAUCAUAAAUUAAGAGCUGAAAAGCCUGAAAUACCAACUUCAGAACCUUCAUCUUCGUCACCUUCAACUCCGCCAACAAACCAAACUAAUAUAUCAGAGAGCAAUACAUCUUCUAGUGGAAAAUCAAAGACAACAGUUGCUAUUGUUGUUUCAUUAGUUAUUAUUGCUUUAAUAGCUGUUGCUGCUUUCUUUGUUGUAAGGUUUAUUAUCAACAAGCGUAGUAACAACGAUAAUAUAACUGAAACGGCUUUAAUUGUGUAA
Molecule: messenger RNA, 393 nt
Organism: Trichomonas vaginalis G3
Lineage: Eukaryota; Parabasalia; Trichomonadida; Trichomonadidae
Product: FG-GAP repeat family
Exons: 1
Coding region: 1-393 (130 amino acids)
Source: RefSeq, a predicted model, not a curated record